This is a messenger RNA of Ictalurus punctatus (channel catfish), 5894 nucleotides long. RefSeq names its product basement membrane-specific heparan sulfate proteoglycan core protein. Gene Ontology annotation, molecular function: transmembrane signaling receptor activity. The coding region runs from base 1 to 5121 and encodes 1706 amino acids. The record is from RefSeq and is a predicted model, not a curated record. Gene Ontology annotation, biological process: cell surface receptor signaling pathway. NCBI's taxonomy places the organism in Eukaryota, Metazoa, Chordata, Actinopteri, Siluriformes, Ictaluridae. The transcript has 30 exons.
AUGGACUGUACCACUGAGAGACCAAAAGCCGUUCUGACUCUGCAGCCUGAUGGACCGAUAUUCAGUGGACAGGAAGUCACUUUCACAUGUGAAAUACGAGGACAUGCAGAGAUUGAGUGGAUGUACAACUGGUAUAAAGAUGGUGUCCAAAUAUUCUCCUACACUGAGAACAGUAAAUAUUCAUUCACUGCUGCAGAGUCAAUCAGCGCUAAACUCACCUGCAGUGGACGGAGAAGAAAUGACUCUCAGACCUCAGAGACCAGCAACGCUGUUACACUCACUGUGUCAGAAAAACCCAAACCGACUGUGAGAGUGAAUCCUCAGAGCUCCGUCUACACUGGAGACAGAGUUACUCUGAACUGUAAUCUGCUGUCUAAUGGAUGGACUUUUCUCUGGUACAAAGAUCGAGUCCAAGUAGCUGAAGACACCGACACACUCCAUGAUACAGUCUCUAAUGCAGGAGAAACAGUGUAUCAGUGUAAAGCACGCAGAGGAAAGUACGACUCAGCGCUCAGUGAUCCAGUUACAGUUACAGUUAGAGCGCUCCCAAAACCUGUGGUGUCCAUAAAUCCUGAUGAACAGGUGUACAGAGGAGAGACUGUCACUCUCAGAUGUGACAUACAGGAUGAAGAGGACUCUGACUGGAUCUACAGCUGGAAUAAAGAUCGUUCUUUUGUCAGUAUUGAACAGGAGUACAGAAUCAGUAGUGCUGAAACAUCUCAUGCAGGUAAAUACACCUGUAGAGGAAGAGAGAGAGGAGGCUCACACUCCUCACACACCAGUGAUGCUGUUACACUGACUGUAUCAGAAAAACCUAAACCUGAGCUCACACCAAGUCGUGAAGGAGCUGUACUGAAAGGAAACUCAGUGACUCUGUCCUGUACACUGAAGCUGCAGUCUGCUGGAUGGAAGUUUUACUGGAUCAAACCCACACAGAGUACUGAGACUGAGACUGAAGCUGAAACAGACUACUACACUGAAACAUACAGUGCAGUUAGAAUCUCUGAUGAAGGUCAGUACAGGUGCAGAGCUGGAAGAGGAAACCCAGUCUACUACACACACUACAGUGAUGCACUCUGGGUAAAUGUUACUGAGAGUCCUAAAGCUGUGGUGACCAUAAAGCCUGAUAAACAUGUGUUCAGAGGAGAGACUGUGACUCUCAGAUGUGAAAUACAGGGAGGAGGAGACACUGAGUGGAAAUACAGCUGGUAUAAGAAAUAUAACAUGCCCUACCCAUACCGCAUAACACAGGAGUUCAGCUUCAGCUCAGUUAUAAAUGGUAACAGUGGUGAAUACACCUGCAGAGGGAGGAGAAGCAGUGACUCUCAGAGCUCAGAGAUCAGUGAUGCUGUUACACUCACUGUAUCAGAUGUAGCAGAGGCAGUAGUGAGUGUGUCUCCACUGCGCUGGCUGACUGAAGGAGACUCAGUGACUCUAAGCUGUGAGGUUAAACACUCCUCUACAGGCUGGAUAUUCAGCUGGUACACAGAGGUUCCCUCCAGAGACAGUCAGGGUUCCCUCAGGUACAGUACAGCGCUCCUCUCAGAUAGCAGCAGAGGAUCUGGAGGCUCCUACACUCUCAGUCCUGUUACUGUGAAUCACACAGGAGUUUAUAUGUGCAGCGCAGAGAGAGGAGAACCAGUCUUUCACACACGGCUCAGCAACCUUCAGCCACUGUGCAUCACUGGUGAAUCUCCUCCAGUGUCUCUGAUCAUCAAUCCCAGCAGAAGUCAACACUUUACUGCUGACUCUCUCUCACUGAGCUGUGAGGACCAGAGUGACUCUACUGGAUGGACAGUGAGCGGAUACACACACCGUGAGACAGUGUCUGAUUGUCCUUCAGUUUCAGGAUCUACAUGUAACAUCAGCUUCCUCUCUACAUCACACACUGGAGUUUACUGGUGUCAGUCUGAAUCUGGAGGACGCAGUAAUCCUGUCAACAUCACAGUGCACAAUGGUGAUGUGAUCCUGGACAGUCCUGUCCAUCCUGUGACUGAGGGACAUCCUCUGACUUUACAUUGUUUAUCUCACAACUCAAAGACCUCAGAUUCUGGUGUUGAUUUCUAUAAAGAUGGUUCCAUCCUGCAGAACAAGACUACAGGAGAGAUGACUAUCAGUACUGUCUCAAAGUCAGAUGAAGGUUUCUACCACUGUAAACACCCAGAGAGAGGAGAGUCACCGAAAAGCUGGGUUUCAGUCAGCUUUCAAAACUCAGGGUCUGGAUCCAGUAUUGAUAUAGUAUUUCUGGCUGUGGGACUGAGUUCGGCCUUGCUGUUCAUCAUCCUUUUACUGAUCCUGCUUUGGUGGCACAAAUCCAACAAAGGAAAGGACAAAGACAUACAGCAGAACAGCAAUCAGACACCAGGCCAGAACCCGAGUCAGUCAGGAGCUGAGGAUUCUCAGUCAAGACACACUCCACUUCAGACCGAUGCGCACAUUUAUGCCACGGUGGAGAACGCAAGUAAAAGUGACGCUGCAGCUGAACCCAGUGGGGAUGUUUAUGCACAGGUCAUGAAGAAAAAGGAGUCAUACAAGAAUAAAGAUGAUGAUGCUGGACCCAGUGAUGUGACUUACACUGAGCUUGAACUCAAGCCACAGGAAAAAACGAAGAAAAAUCAAGUGAAGGCCAGUGUAGAGUAUGAAACUGUUUACUCACAGCUGAAGCAGAACACAUUGCUUAUUUCACUUAUCCGAGUCGGACAAGCUCAAGCAGAGAUUAUACCAGUUCUGUCUGUGGAGCCGAAUUCACCACAAAUAUUCAGAGGAGAGACGGUUACACUCACAUGUAGGAUUUCAGGAGGAAAUGGACUGUACUACUGGUACAAAGAUGGUGUUAAUGUUCACAGAUCUGCUGAAAAUUACUACAUUAUAAAAGUAGAUCAGAGUCACAAAUACAGAUGUUACGGGUCUGUUGAUGGAUGGUCAACGACAUGGAGUAAUGAAAUGAUUCUCUCAGUGAUAGAGAGACCAAAAGCCGUUCUGACCCUGCAGCCUGAUGGACCGAUAUUCAGUGGACAGGAAGUCACUUUCACAUGUGAAAUACGAGGACAUGCAGACACUGAGUGUAUGUACAACUGGUAUAAAGAUGGUGUCCAAAUUUCCUCCUCUGUUAAGAACAGUAAAUAUUCAUUCACUGCUGUAGAGCCUCUCAGCGCUACAUACACCUGCAGUCGAUGGAGAAGAAGUGACUCUCAGACCUCAGAGAGCAGCAAUGCUGUUACACUAAAUGUGUCAGAAAAACCUAAACCUGAACUCACAUCAAGUCGUGAAGGAGCUGUACUGAAAGGAAACUCAGUGACUCUGUUCUGUAUACUGAAUCUGCAGUCUACUGGAUGGAAGUUUUACUGGAUCAAACCCACACAGAGCACUGAGACUGAGACUGAAACUGAAAUCCAGUACUACACCAUCAGCUCACGUAGCAUCUCUGAUGGAGGUCAGUACAGGUGCAGAGCAGGAAGAGGAAAUCCAGUCUACUACACACACUACAGUGAUGCACUCUGGGUAAAUGUUACUGAGAGUCCUAAAGCUGUGGUGACCAUAAAGCCUGAUAAACAUGUGUUCAGAGGAGAGACUAUGACUCUCAGAUGUGAAAUACAGGGAGGAGGAGACACUGAGUGGACAUACAGCUGGUAUAAGAAUGAUAAAACAUUCUACCCCACAACACAGGAGUUCAGCUUCAGCUCAGUUAUAAAUGGUAACAGUGGUGAAUACACCUGCAGAGGGAGGAGAAGCAGUGACUCUCAGAGCUCAGAGAUCAGUGAUGCUGUUACACUCACUGUAUCAGAUGUAGCAGAGACAGUAGUGAGUGUGUCUCCACUGCGCUGGCUGACUGAAGGAGACUCAGUGACUCUAAGCUGUGAGGUUAAACACUCCUCUACAGGCUGGACAUUCAGCUGGUACACAGAGAUUCCCUCCAGAGACAGUCAGGGUUCCCUCAGGUACAGUACAGCGCUCCUCUCAGACAGCAGCAGAGGAUCUGGAGGCUCCUACACUCUCAGUCCUGUUACUGUGAAUCACACAGGAGUUUAUAUGUGCAGAGCAGAGAGAGGAGAACCAGUCUUUCACACACGGUUCAGCAACCUACAGCCACUGUGGAUCACUGGUGAAUCUCCUCCAGUGUCUCUGAUCAUCAAUCCCAGCAGAACUCAACACUUUACUGCUGACUCUCUCUCACUGAGCUGUGAGGACCAGAGUGACUCUACUGGAUGGACAGUGAGAAGAUACACACACAGUGAGACAGUGUCUGAUUGUUCAUCAGUUUCAGGAUCUACAUGUAACAUCAGCUUCCUCUCUACAUCACACACUGGAGUUUACUGGUGUCAGUCUGAAUCUGGAGGACGCAGUAAUCCUGUCAACAUCACAGUGCACAAUGGUGAUGUGAUCCUGGACAGUCCUGUCCAUCCUGUGACUGAGGGACAUCCUCUGACUUUACAUUGUUUAUCUCGUAACUCAAAUAUCUCAGCUUCUGGUAUUGAUUUCUAUAAAGAUGGUUCAGUCCUGCAGAAGAAGACUACAGGAGAGAUGACCAUCAGUACUGUGUCAAAGUCAGAUGAAGGUUUCUACCACUGUAAACACCCAGAGAGAGGAGAGUCACCGAAAAGCUGGGUUUCAGUCAGAGACUCAGGGUCUGGAUCCAGUAUUGAUAUAGUAUUUGUGGCUGUGGGACUGAGUUUGGCCUUGCUGUUCAUCAUCCUUUUACUGAUCCUGCUUUCGUGGCACAAAUCCAACAAAGGAAAGGACAGAGACAUACAGCAGAACAGCAAUCAGACACCAGGCCAGAACCCGAGUCAGUCAGGAGCUGAGGAUUCUCAGUCAGGAUACACUCCACUUCAGACCGAUGCGCACAUUUAUGCCACUGUGGAGAAUGCAAGUAAAAGUGACUCUGCAGCUGAACUCAGUGGGGCCGUUUAUGCACAGGUCAUGAAGAAAAAGGAGUUAUACAAGAAUAAAGAUGAUGAUUCUGGAACCAGUGAUGUGAUUUACACUGAGCUUGAACUCAAGCCACAGAAAAAAACAAAGAAAAAUCAACAUAAAGCUAUCCGUAUAUAUUUAUAUAAAUUUCCAUUGAAGGCCAGUGUAGAGUAUGAAACUGUUUACUCACAGCUGAAGCAGAACACAUAGGUGCUGGAGGAGUGAAUACACAACUGAACAGACGAGAGAGAAGAGAGAGAAGUUCAUCAUGUGUGCAGUGACAGUAAAAUCGGAGUAAGAUUGUUUUGAACAGGUUCUUUGCACUUAUUUGGCUUAAAAUGUGUGUGGGGAAUAAGAAUGUGUGUAUGGACAGCAUUAAGAAAUAUUUACAGGGUGUAUUUUAUUGAUUACUUGUGCCACUAUUAGGACUGGUUGUAAAGCAAAAGGGUUUAGUAGUAAUAGUAAGAGUAAUAAGUCAAUGUGACUGAACUUUUAUUCUUGAAAAUGUUUUUUUCACUCAUGUGAGGGGCUUCAUCAUGUCAUCUGUGUGCAGUUCACACCUACAGUACUGAAAGCUGUUAAGAUCACAUACAGAGAUAUACUGAUGUAUUUUCCACCACACGGUACAACCACAAUCUGCAGACUACAGUUAAAAAGAUCAUGUAUCAUUUCAUCAUAACAAAUAUCACUUCAUGGUUUCAUUGUAUUAAGCAAUACUUUAAAUAAAUGCAUGCAGAUAUCACAAACCACAGCAAGAUGAAUAUAUAUCACAAACCCUAAACUGUGUGCACCAAAUGUGUCUGUAAUGUCACACAUCUUCCAGAAACUAUUGUUUUAAUGUAUUUUUAUUGCACUGUAACAGGCCUGUUAGAAAAGUCAUGUGCAUAGAGUGUACAGUUUGAUCUCCAGCAAACGUUUGUACUCAUCUCCAUCCAUGUGGACAUAAGCAGUAUCAGUAUAUGUAAAGUUAGAGGUGCUCAGUA